AAUGAGAGAGAGACACAGUACAGAGAUAAACAGAAGAGAGAAAAACUAAACAGAGCCGCCGCUUCUCCGUCGAUUGGCCAAGCUCCGGAGCGUGGUAAGCCUCAAUUAACUAAACCAAUAGUAAGGAAUCUCAUGGUGGUGGUGAUGUUUGCAGACGUGGCGGCUAGGGUUCCGAUGACCCUAGAUGGCGAGGUGGCGUACACACGAUGGCAAGAGGCUAUAGGCGUGGCCAUACUAAAUCCACAUCUCGCCAUCUGGCCAUUUAGGCCCUUUAUGCCUACUUAUAAAGAAAGAAAGAGAAGAGUGAAAGGAAAGUGAGACAGAGAGGGAGAGAAGGGUAAUCGGAAAAGAGAGAGAGAGAGGGGGGUGAUCUGAGCAAAGAUGGCGACUUCUAUUGUUGCCGGAACCAGAACCAGUUGCGGGUUUUUGGGGGUUUCGCUUCAGUUAGAUUUCAAUAUGUCGACUGCAAAUGACUUCUUGCACGCUUACAACACUUGGUAGACGAGGUUAUUGUAUACGAUAGACGCAUUAUGGAUAAACCCGAUGAACUUACUUGAAGAAUUGCUGAUGUACGAGCUAAACAACUGGAACUACAGUCUGAAGUGCAGUGGCCGACCCAUGAUUUUUUUCUAUUGGGGUCCAUUUUUUGUAUAAAAUUUUUUCACAAACAAAAAAAAAAAUUUCAGGUCGGUCAUCGUAGUCGGGUCGGGUCAGGGUUAAGAAAUAAUGUAAAAGCCUUUAGUGGACAUGAAACCACUACAUUAUUAAGAACCAUUUUUAAGCAUCAAGUUAUCAAAUAGUGGUGAUUAAUAAGUUGCUUGGAACCAAUAGCUACCUAAACAACACAAUUACUUCACAUAACUUCAAAAUUUUGUUUAAGUUUUUUUUAUGAACGCCACUAUAUGUUGGAAGUCUCAUUUGGUAAUCAAAUGUGAAAUAAAAUCAUUCGGAGAUGUUAAAUUUAUCAUUUUAAAGAAGCAAAUUAGAAGGCGUUUGAAAGGAGUGUGUUGUAGGAAUAGUUUAAGACAAGUAAACAAGAUGUUAACCACACAUAGCUUAAUGGUGGCCAAGGCCAGGUUUGUUUUCUUUUUGAUAUAUUUGAAUUUUGAUUAAAACAUGUGAAUGCACAUUCUCAUUAUAGCCGCAUAGAAAGAUAUGUGACUGAGCCAUGUUAAAAGGUUAGAAAACCAUAUAGGAUGAUCUGAAGACACUAAGGAAAAGACCGAAGUCAUAGUCAUUAGGUAAAACAUAUCAAAAGGUUUGUAAACCAAAUCAAAGGGUUGGAAUGGGGUUUUGCUACAAUAUCUUGCGUACACACAUGUUUGUAUAUUAGUUUGUGGGAUCAUGGUUUAGUUAUUUUAGUAUUUAUAGCAUAUUCUGCAAGAGUGUGGUGGCUCAAUCGGAACGUCAACGGCGGCGAUGCUUUCUGUACAAUCAUACACGAUGGGCAACAAUCGACCAUCUUCCGGAUGCUUCUCUGCCUUAGAUAAUCGACCUCUGUUUCAACCACAGCUUUCGAUAACAAUUCAGACAAAAUGGAAUCAAUUCUCAAGGAUGAAGAAGAAGCUAGCACCACCAAGGGCGGUUACUUUCCGUCGUACACCAUCGGCCACGGCAGCAAAACUUCUUAUAGAGGCAGAGAUUGAGGAGCUUUUCGCAGUAGUGGAAAAGAAAGAACAAAAGCGAUUCUUAGACAAGUUUAUUAGGAAGAGACCCUGCUUGUACUUCGGUUGUUGGCGUGCAAACCAGAGAUUCGUGCUUUAGCAUUGCUUAGAAGUUUAAGUUGAGCUCUGGAUUCUUCGAUUACAUCAACCCGAAUUUGAACUGCCACAAGCUAUUUGUGGGCGAAUGGAUUUAUGUUAAUGGAAUCUAAUCAAAGUCACUCGAUCUAUGAACUAUAUGAACCGACCAAUAAAUGUUUCUUUCUUUUAAAGAUUGAAAUACAUACUAAGUUGUGGAUGCAUCAAAACCUCAUGUUUAAAGAAAUAACGCUUUUGUACUAUGUGUUACUUCGGUUAUUAAUAAAGAAAGUUGAUUUUAACUUAUAAAAGGUAUAACAAA
Helianthus annuus (common sunflower) is the source of this 2061-nucleotide messenger RNA. RefSeq lists its product as uncharacterized. Bases 1420 to 1764 code for a protein of 114 amino acids. Lineage: Eukaryota; Viridiplantae; Streptophyta; Magnoliopsida; Asterales; Asteraceae. The transcript is spliced from 5 exons. The record is from RefSeq and is a predicted model, not a curated record.